Molecule: messenger RNA, 1614 nt
Organism: Adineta steineri
Lineage: Eukaryota; Metazoa; Rotifera; Eurotatoria; Adinetida; Adinetidae
Source: the annotation of a GenBank genome assembly
AUGGAAUAUUCGUGCAUUGGAUUAAAUAAUUUACCUGAUGAAAUUCUUCUUCAUAUUUUUCAAAAUUUGAACAAUAUUGAAGUACUAUAUUCUUUCCAUGGUGUCAAUCAACGACUAAACCAAAUCGCUCAUGAUCGAAGUUUUACAACUCAGCUGACUUUUGCCAAAUGGUCAUCAAAUCAUUUUUUCGAUCUAUUUUCUUCUGAUAUGAUGCUUAAUCGAUUUUGUUUACAAAUUUUACCUUCGAUUCAUGAGAACAUUCAACGACUUGAUCUUGAUUCAUCAUCUAUGGAAGAUGUUUUACGUGUUGCUAAUUAUCCUAAUUUACACACUCUCGGUCUUUAUAAUAUUGAUGAAAAGUCAGCUGAAUGUCUUACUGAUAAAACUCUUUCGAGUAUUUUCAAAAAACAGAUAAGAACACUUUUUAUUACAAUAUAUAAUAAUGAUGAUGAUCAUAAAGCAAUGACACUAUCAGUGGCCAAGAUAUGUGAUAAAAUCUUCAAUGUUUUCACUGGUCUAACUACAUUUGUAUUAAAUGAAUCAUGGUAUAAAACUCGUGUUCAAUUAACUUUUGACAAUCCAUUUUUUCCUAAUAUUCGUUGUUCAACUCUUUUGAAAUUAAUUAUCAGAGUAGAAAUCUUUGAUGAUUGUCUUUAUCUUCUCGAUGGUCGUUAUGAUCAACUUCAUACAUUCCAUGUCGAUUUGGUUAAAAUUUCAUUUCCAGAUGGUUCUAUAAAUCAAGAUCAUUUACCAAAUCUAAAGUGUUUUUCUCUUUCCUGUAAAAGGGAAACAUUCGAUUAUGAAAUAGCAGUGCUACCACUUCUCUAUCGAAUGUCAAAUCUAGAAGAACUCGAUUUAUGUCUUAAGGUGUGUGGUUCGAACACAUUGAUUGAUGGAAAACAUUUAAAGACAAAAAUUCUCAAACACAUGCCACGAUUAAAUCAAUUUACAUUUUUUAUUCAAUCAUUCAAUUAUAUUCGUAAUGGAAUGAGUAUUCCAUCGACAGAAGAUAUUCAAAAGACAUUCAUUGACUUUCCAAAUAAUAAUAUCAUUUCUCAUGUGGAUUUUUUUCCAAAUUUUGAACGAAGUCAAUGUCACAUUUACUCUUAUCCAUUUCUCAUGCGAUAUUAUACGGGUAUUUCAAAUAGUUUUCCAGGUGGAUUAUUUGAACAUGUUCGUGCAGUAUCAUUAUAUGAUGAACGUCCUUUUGAACAUGAAUUCUUUCUUCGAAUUCAAAAGUCAUUUCCAUUUAUGAAAGAAUUAUCUUUAGUUAAUCGUACAGCACAAAACCGAAAGCAAUCUAAUCAAUCGAACAGCCAUAAUCAAAAUUCAUCACUUAUUAAAUACACUUCUCUAUGCAAACUUUCUAUUGUGGGUGUUCAUGAUGAUUACGUCGAAGAAUUUCUUCUUGAUACCAAAACGUAUUUCCAAAAUAAUCUUAUUCUUUUGGUCAAUUAUGAAUGUUUAGAACGAGUAACACAUGAUUUCAGUAGAGAUGCUACUCGAACUAAUUGUGGUAAAAUAAGUAAAUUAUAUUUCCAGGGUCGAAAACAACGUUGGCAUUCUUUAAAAAACUAUUUUCCUUAUGCAAAAAAAUGUUAUUUAUCAGAGUGA